UUGACAAUCGUGCCAGGUGAAGUGAGAACGUCACAGCUGGCGCUGCCAGCCGUCAAGAUAGCCACAGAGUCGAAGUUGCAGUUGUGCGGUGGCUGGGGUGGGCAGGCUGGCUACGCACUCGAGGGUUGCGUGGACCCUGGUCUGCUCCGGCCACCGCCGCAGCCGCACUCGAGUCAACUUGGCACCGUGUACGCAACGAAGAGGAGAAGGAGAAAUGGAAAGAGCAUCAAACCACCAUCAAAGGACGGCGUCACCAAGAGCAACCCGAGCAAGCGUCAUCGAGAGCGCCUCAACGCUGAGCUGGACACGCUGGCGUCGCUGCUGCCCUUCGAGCAGAACAUUCUCAGCAAGCUGGACCGCCUCUCUAUACUGCGACUGUCUGUCAGUUACUUGCGCACCAAAAGUUACUUCCAAGUGGUCAUGCACAAGGAGAAGGAAGAACUCCACGCGCACCGACGAGACCACUCACACUAUGACCACAUCAUGCCGGACGGGGAGAUGUUCUUACAGGCCCUCAACGGUUUUCUGAUGAUCUUGACAUGCGAGGGAGAGGUAUUUUUCGCGACGCAUAGCAUCGAAAGCUACCUCGGCUUCCAUCAGUCAGACAUAGUCCACCAAUCAGUUUACGAGCUGGUACACUCUGAAGACCGAGAGGAGUUGCAGAGGCAGUUGUUAUGGAACUCCUUCCUAUCCCCCGAAGCAAGCAACCUGACGCUUCAAGACGUUCUUCGACCAGAGCGAACGCACCUACUAGAAAGAAGUUUUACCGUCCGAUUUAGAUGUUUACUUGACAAUACUUCUGGAUUCUUGAGGCUGGACAUCCGAGGACGCAUCAAAGUUCUUCACGGCCAAAACAAGAAAACAGAAGAGCCUCCGUUAGCGUUAUUUGCAAUAUGCGCACCCUUUGGCCCGCCCAGUUUAUUAGAAAUACCACAGAAGGAAGUCAUGUUCAAGAGCAAACACAAGCUCGACCUUAGUCUAGUCUCAAUGGACCAGAGGGGUAAAAUGCUGCUAGGCUACACGGAUGCGGAGCUGGCGAAUAUGGGUGGCUACGAUCUAGUGCAUUACGACGACCUGGCCUACGUGGCCAGUGCUCACCAAGAGUUACUGAAGACUGGCGCAUCGGGGAUGAUCGCGUAUCGCUUCCAGACAAAAGACGGCCAAUGGCAGUGGUUGCAGACUUCUUCCAGACUCGUCUACAAAAACUCUAAGCCGGAUUUUGUCAUCAGCACGCACAGGCCUCUCAUGGAGGAAGAAGGAAGAGAUCUCCUGGGAAAGAGGACUAUGGACUUCAAAGUGAGCUACCUCGACACUGGCCUCACCAGCCUCUACUUCUCGGAAACCGAACAAUUGUCUGGCUGUGAAUCAACAGUGACGACACCCCCAAGAGCAGCGAGACGGUACAAGACCCAGCUCCGCGACUUCCUGUCGACCUGUCGAAAUAAACGCAGGGUUCCUACUACGCCGGCUCCUCCACCUGUAGAGUACCUAGCAGCUGAUGCUGUUGCUGCAGCAUAUACCAACCUAAAUGGAGCUUACACAGGUCCUUACGGGGAAUACCCUCCAGCUCCACCAUUACAUUACGCCCCGCCACCAUUAGACGAGAGGUUCUUGGCGGCGGACAACCUCUUCCAUCAAUAUAAGCCCCUAUCGUACCAUUAUACACCUUAUGCGCCCAACGGUUUCCUAGAACCAGCACCACCCCCCGGAUACGAAGUAGCCCCCGCAUAUCAUAGGCCACCGUCAAGGGAGUAUACAUACGUAGACACCACUGGGCGGUACAUGAGUCCGGUAACGGGACAAGAGAGAAGAUCACCCAGUGUGGUCCCUGGCCCAAGUCCCGGAGGUUCCAGUGGUUCGACUGAGCAGGAGAGGUUACAGCAGACUCAAGCUUCGGAGAUGCCAAGGCAGACUGUCCUCAUGUGGGGCGCGGGAGGAACUGCUCAAGAGGUCCCCGUGGAGUACUCCCCUCCUCAGGUUUGGCGCUACCAUCCAUCGCAUUACCACACCGCUGAAGCGACUCAAUGA
Molecule: messenger RNA, 2028 nt
Organism: Parnassius mnemosyne (clouded apollo)
Lineage: Eukaryota; Metazoa; Arthropoda; Insecta; Lepidoptera; Papilionidae
Source: the annotation of a GenBank genome assembly